Molecule: messenger RNA, 5060 nt
Organism: Cydia strobilella
Lineage: Eukaryota; Metazoa; Arthropoda; Insecta; Lepidoptera; Tortricidae
Product: coiled-coil domain-containing protein 102A
Exons: 3
Coding region: 233-1399 (388 amino acids)
Source: RefSeq, a predicted model, not a curated record
AGCUCCUAUUAUAAAAUACCUCCAUAAAAAAAAUGCCGUAUUUGACCAAUGCGACCAAUGCGUACGGUCCUUAAAAGUAUAGAAAUGGUUGAUUGUAUGAAAAGGCCUAUUUUAGACAUUUAAUUGCAAAAAUAAAUAGUGUUAUCUACUAUUGGAGUGUUUAAGUGAUAAUACAAUGAAAAAACGUUAACGGUGCUUGUUUUACGCUGUGCAGAUCAGUAACAAAUGAAAAAUGGCGCAAAGUUCACACGGGGGCAGCCACCGCCGCAGCCGGGAGCCGGACCUGCGGUACUCCACUACCGACUGGGAGGCCAAGGAGGCCCUUAUACAGAGGGAGCUCGACGAGGCCAGAGCCCGGGCCACGCAGAUGGAAAAAACUAUGCGCUGGUGGUCAGACUGCACUGCCAACUGGAGAGAUAAAUGGAGCAAAGUCCGCAACGAAAGAAAUAAGGCUAGAGAUGAAGCGAAACAACUGAAGAUCAAAGUAGACGCUUUAAACAAAGAACUCUCUAUGCUCAAAGCGGAAAAAACUAAUCUAGGCCAACAGUUAACUGAUGUUAUCAAAGACAACGAAAAGUUACUAACUAUUGGUGAAAGCAGAAUAGUCUCUGGAGAACUGACUACUGAAGACGGAGUCGAAUUAAGAAGGAAAGGCUAUGUCUCUCCGAAUGAAUCUCGACAGAGAGCAUCAUUAGACUCACACAAAUUCUCAAAUGUAGAUAAUGUUUUGGCUAGUAAACUAAGCGAAAUGAGAUUGAGGUUAGAUGAGACUUGUAAAAGCUUACAGACGGAGAAGGAUCAGAAAGCGUUUCUUCUAGCUAAAGUAGAAACAUUGACCGCAGAGAUAAAUAAUAUGAAGAUGCAGGAAACACAUAAUGAUAGGACGUUAGGAUCAACAGAUUCUAGUCACAGUGAAGUGGAACGGCUUCAAAAUGAGUUACAAGAUGAGGUAGCGGCCAAGCAGACUCUAGAAGAGAAAAUAGCAGAGCUAAAAAUGGAGAUUGAGAAGCUGAAAUCGGAGAACACGAUACAGUGGAGUAAGAGGGAGUUGAUGGAGACGGAAAACAUUGCGAUACUAAGGGAGAAUAAGAAACUUUAUAGUCAGGUCGUUGAACUAAGAGAGCAGAUACACAAACUAAACAGGAUCUCUGACGGCAGUGCCUAUGGCACUACCUUUGACUACAGACUGGACUCCGACUACCACAGAAAAGCAAGCGGAAGCCCCCGGUCCCAUGAAAAACCAAGAGACUUCAAAUUCAACGAAUACUCCAGGUUAGACCCAAAUAUCUAUGAUGACAAGAAACACAGCAGUCACUCGCAUUCAAGCAAUGAUUCUUCUGAAGCAAAUUUUCAAAAAACUGAUGAUGAACUUGCCAUACUAGAGAAAAGUGAGAAUUAAAAUAAAUUUACCUUUUUUGAGACCUGAUGAUGUUUUACAGUUAGAAACGAAAAGUCAAAUGUGACAGGAAAUUAUUAUUGACUUUUUUUGUGGGGUAUGAAGGUUGACUGUUGAGGUUUUAAUAUUUAUUUCGAGUGUCAGAAACUACUGUAAUUGGUUGUAGAUUGUUGUUUUCGCAAUAACUGAGCAAUAUUAGAAAGGAAAUUGUUUUAUAAUGGAAUAUAUACUACGUUCUGUUUUUGUUAAUAAGAAAACGUCGAGAACAAUGAGGGCGUAUGAGCCGCUAGGGGCGCUAGUGUAGAUGGUGGUCUUUUCCAUAGUUCGAAAUGUCAAAUGUCACUUCAAUGACUGACAGCUGUUCUUUAGUCUUUUGGACCAUCAUCAACAGAGGCGCCAACUGGUGAGCAAAAAAAGAUAGCCCUCAUUAAUAAAAAAUCGAUUCAGUUGGAUUUGAACCUACAUCGACACGAUACGUCUUAUUUGGGCUACGAUGUGAGUAUUGUAUUCUUUGGCUACGAUUGUUUUACGAAUUAAAGCAAUGAAUCAUCUAGAUUAAAAAUAGUCAGACCAAUCUAACUCUGCAGCGAUUUGGACAGCACAGACUGUGCAAGUGUCAUUUGUUAUUAAGUGUCAAAGUUUCAUAGAAGCUUGACGUUUAAAAUAACACUUGAACAGUCUGUGCUAUCAAAAUCGCUGCAGAAUUAUCUUGGACUCUCUUAUUUGUUUCUCACUCUCUUUAUUUGGUUCUCUCUCUUAUUUGUUUUACAUUUUACGCAAAGGCAACUAAAUACUAGUAGUCGUUCAAGGUUUAUACACGCCAAAUUAAUGCAAUAGGUAUGCAACGUAACACUAAGUAAGACGAUAUUUCGGUCCUACUAUGCAUUACGGAUACGAAAUGUGACAACUUUCAUAUAACCCCAGACAUUACAACCGGCGGGUGCGUUGAAUCAGGGGCCCGUUUCUCAAAAGCUGGUAACUUGUAAUACAAGUGGAAGUCCCUUUCUAACUAAAGCUGUCAAAAAGUGACAUCCGAUUGUAUUACAAGUUACAAGCUUUUGAGAAACGGGCAACUGAUGGCGUGCUCUCACAUGUACAAUAGCACUCCAAUGCAUUUAUACAAGUCACAAAUACUCAAGUAUUUGCCGAAAUGGCACUUAGUACAAUCGCCAUCAGAUAUAUCGGAGUGACCAAGGUGCUCACAGAUAUCUGUACACGCCUCUAUUGUUAAAGCGUUAGAGUGCGUGUUCAGAUAUUUUUGACCAUCUCGGCCGCUCCGAUAUAUAUAUAUUGGAUGGAAUGAGUGCCAAAUAGUUGGUUAAUAAUUUUAAGGGAGUUAAGGCGAAUGAGUGAAGUGUGAACUGUUAGUGUGAAUGUAAUAUUGCCAUAUUUUAAUAAUAUUUAACAUGUCCUUACUGGAAAAAGAUCGAAAUUAAAAUAAACGGAUUUCAUCUAACAGAUACAAAAUUAAAUGUUUCGCAAUGUAAAAAUGUAGAAAAGUAUUCUGAUUAUAGUAUUUCUCAAAUACAGGUACAGUGACAACUGUCAUCUCAAUGCAUAUUUUUUUUGUAUUAUAAAUGGUAUGGAAAUAACAGCUGUCACCAUACCCAAGCUAUGUGAAAAAUACUUUCUUCUUAAUUCUGAAUUCAAAAUGUCACUGACAGUUUAUUUUAUAUAUGUAUACAAGACGUUUUGACGUGCCCUCUUGGUUCGAUUCCUAUAUUGAUGAAUAGUAUGUAUAACUAAUUUUGUGCUUGUCUAUAAUAAAUAAUAAUAACAUAAAUACAGUGUCUCAAAAAUAGUGACAUGGGAUAAAAAAAAGGUUGAGUUAAGCGUAAAGGCCAGAGCACACCAACUGCGUGCGCGUAGACAUGCACGUGCACUAAAAUGUUGGAACCGUGCACACACACCUCACGCAAGCGGUGUGCCGUCUCUCAUAAGGAUGUUCGUGCACUUGCUCGUCUACGCACACGCGUCCGAUGUGCACAGGCCUUAAUGCUGCUCCAGUUUAGUCAUGGAGACUGUAUAAAGGAGCCAAAUCUCUAUGUAUGAAAAGUGUCCAUCAAAAAACAGUAAUUAGGCGGCGCCACCAUACACCGAAAUACUACCAAAAACAACCUACGUAAUUUGGUCGGGUUAUUUGUUGCCUUAUAUGGUUCAUGUUAUAUUCAUGUCCCAGUCUAACUAGCGCCACCGGAGAGAUUAGGAACUAUUAUUUAAAGCUUAACGCGGUCACUUUUGCAACAAUUCUGCCAUAAGAGAUUGCGAUCCUUUCUAUACCAUCCAUAAGUUUAGUUACUAUUUUGAGACACACUGUAUAAAAUUUAACUGUCAAAAUAAACGCCUAAGUAGAAAUAGGUCCCGUAUAUGUUAGUGAUUGUUGAGAAUUGUGAUAGUCUAGUACAGUUAGCAACGAUUAUGUUACUUGGGUAAGGACAUAAUUCAAAUGACACAACUUUCGGUGUACCAGUUUAGUAUACAUUUUAAAUAUACAAUCGGCUGCAGAUGAUUUGAUAUUUACCAAUCGCUUUUCCGUGAAGAAAGAGGGGGCCGAUUUUUUUAUUUCGAGCGCUCGAUUUCAUGUGGCUCCCUUCAAUACUAUCUCUACUACAAUACAUUUAAAUUCUACUAAUAUUAUUAAAAACGAGUGGUCAAUACCACUAGAUUCCCAAUUUCUAUUGCUCGUAUUUCAAUAAUAUCAAUUCGCUGUUUUCCACAGAUUUUGAAAUUUAAAAAUCGGCCCCCUGGACUAGUCCUUAUAAGGCCUAUAGUUUCCCCUCUGGGUUGGCUUUUGGCUAAAGAGUCUUCACCAGGAUGCUGCGUGAAACAUCUGACACAGAUGAAAACACCUAUUAUUAUUUCAGAUCAACUACUAAUCUGGUACACCAAAGUCUGAGCGAUAUGGUAAAAGAUUUGUGAAUAAAAUACUGGGAUUAGGUUAUCAAAACAAAUUAACAAAAUAUACGUAAAUAACUAUGUGAAUCGACUAAGUUCAGUACAUUUUCUGUGUAUUACGUUAAAUACUAACUUUAAAAUUAUAUUGUAGUUGUACAAAUCGUAAAAUGCACAUAGCUCUGUCAAUUGUAUGUUCGGCAUCAGAAGGGUGGUUAGUAGAUCAGGAUCCAACUAAUAUAGUAUUAUCCGGAUCUGAACCCGAAUCCAACCGAUCUUACGUACAAUUAUGAUCUGUAGUGCAAAUACUUUGUUGUGCAUCUUAAAAAUAGUUUCUACUCUACAAAGUAUGUUUUAAUUUCACAUCGUGAAAGUACACUUAGAUUUAAAAUUUAAGCGAAGAAUAGAAGAAACUUACUAAAUAUGUUGUGACAUUUUGUACAAAAAGGUACCAUAGCAAGACGGUCGUUUACUUAAUAGAUUUGCGAUACUGUAUUACAAUGUUUCCAAGUCCCUUUUUGUAUGAACUGACACAAAAACACUUUAAAAUGUAUGUUGCCGCUUAACUAUAAAAAACUUUUCUAGCAAUAACUUAUUUUAGUGAACCUAAGGCCUAAUACCAAAAUAUUUAUGUUGUAAAUUAUUACUUCUUGCCUUUUGUUGACUAUAUUUUCCGUCAAAUGUAUUAAUUUAUAUUUAUUACGCCUAAAAUAAUGAAGUUCAAAUGAAUAAGUGUCCUAUACAUAAAUAAAUAAUAUUUAGCUAAUGUGAA